Didymodactylos carnosus is the source of this 447-nucleotide messenger RNA. NCBI's taxonomy places the organism in Eukaryota, Metazoa, Rotifera, Eurotatoria, Philodinida, Philodinidae. The record is from the annotation of a GenBank genome assembly.
AUGCAAGCCUUAUCAUGUCAUAUUAAACUGCUGAACUAUUUCGCUCUGACUCCUUCAACCAAGAAGGAGUUUUAUUCCGGUCUUGUAAUUGAUAAUAUUAGUUCAAUAUUGGAUACACCAGCAUUGACUGAUAGUGUACAUCGAAAUCAUCAGUUGUUUCAUGUUGAUGUUGGACUUGUGGCUUAUUGUGUUAUUUUAUUAUAUAAUUUAGCAUUUAAUAAAGAAUUAUUUAAAACAUUAAAAGCGAAAAGCGUCAUUGACAUCUGUGAAAUAUUACGUACAGCUAAAGAUGAUACAAUACAUUUUGCAUCACAAACACUUUCAACAAGUCUUAAACAAACAGAAAUUGAUCAGAUUAAAGAUCCAUAUCAUUUAACAAAAGGAUAUUUGUAUUAUAUUGAAAAUAUAAUGAUGAACCAAAUCGGGCAUAUCAUGAUGUUCCAUUAG